AUGUCGGAUCGACCCAAUCCGAAUCACCACCAUUCUAAUUGGCCCAUGCUCUUGCUCGCCCGAGCUGCCGAGAGCUUCACGGGAUUCGGGACUGGUUGGCGGGAUCGAGUAUGGAAUGGUAAAUGCUGCUGGCUAUUUCGCGGUACCGUUUCGCUUUCCGCGGGUCCCGAGGGGAUCUGGAAUGCCGAGGGGAAUCGGGACAUGAGGCGGCAGGCAGAACAGUAG
Messenger RNA from Penicillium cataractarum, 225 nucleotides. RefSeq lists its product as uncharacterized. Bases 1 to 225 code for a protein of 74 amino acids. NCBI's taxonomy places the organism in Eukaryota, Fungi, Ascomycota, Eurotiomycetes, Eurotiales, Aspergillaceae. The transcript has 2 exons. The record is from RefSeq and is a predicted model, not a curated record.